This is a messenger RNA of Andrographis paniculata, 372 nucleotides long. RefSeq lists its product as uncharacterized. The transcript has a single exon. Lineage: Eukaryota; Viridiplantae; Streptophyta; Magnoliopsida; Lamiales; Acanthaceae. Bases 1 to 372 code for a protein of 123 amino acids. The record is from RefSeq and is a predicted model, not a curated record.
AUGUCUCCAUCAGAAACAACACCUCUGGCCGUUGCCAAGCCCCACCGCCAGUUCCGGUGGACGCUCCGCCGCGGAAGGCGGCGCCUGCCGAGCGUCCGCCUCGGCGGGAAGAAGCCUGGCCGCGGAUUCUUCCUUCUCCGCGUGUGCCGGCGCGUGAAGCUGAGGUGGCUGAGACAGAAGUACAUGAGGCUGCUGAGGAAGCUGAAGGAGUCGUACUCGUCGUUCAUGGCGGACGUGAUCGAAGGCAGCAGAACCGUCGAUUCUUACCAGCAGAGGAUGCUUCUAGAAUCUUCCUUCGCCAUCCCCGUCAUGGGCCUUUCCUUCGCUAGCUAUCCUACAUCGUCUUAUGGAAGAGAUAGGCCAGUAUUUUAA